Messenger RNA from Lathyrus sativus (Indian pea), 1164 nucleotides. Lineage: Eukaryota; Viridiplantae; Streptophyta; Magnoliopsida; Fabales; Fabaceae. The record is from the annotation of a GenBank genome assembly.
AUGAAGCUCUCCCUCAAAUUCCACAACACCAACGAAAAUCAACAAACCCAAAUAAUGACAGCAAAACUACCCAUCACCAUUUUCAACCAUCCCUUACUUUCAACCAUCACCGCCACAGGUAACUCCACUUCCGAUUUCUCAUUCUCACUCUCAACUAAUUUCCCAACUGGUCCAACCUUCAAACUCUCUUACACUCCCACCGCCACAAAAACCUCAUCUCUUCCCUUUUCUCUCUCCCUCAAAUCCGGUUUAGGCCUUUCCGGUUCACCUCGUGAUUCUCCUCUCGUCUUCUCUGCCAAUCUAUCACUCUCUACUCCUUCCUCUUCUAUCCCUCUUCUUCUUCCUUCUUUCUUUCUUCACUUUAAACCCCAAUUCGGUCAUUUCUCUCUCCACAAAACCGUUUUCUCUGAUUCUAACCAUAACCCUAACACCAUCACCAAAACUAUUUCUGAUUCUAACCCUCUUUCUGUUUCGCCUCAAAUCGAAAAGGGUUUUGUUCCUGUUCAAGAUGGAUGUUCCUCCGGUUGGCAAAACUUGAACUUGGAACCAUUUGGUCAUAGAGACGACAACAACAAUAACAGCAACAACGUUGUUGUUGGUGUUGGUGUUGUUCCAGAUGGUAAGAACAGUGAAAAAUGUGGUCUUUCACCUUCUGUUGCUGUUAUGGCUAGAACUAUUCUACCUGUGGCACAAGGGUUAUUGUUGAAAUUUCGUUGGGGUGUGAAUUUUCCGGGGAAUAAAUCUGGUUUGAAAAUACCGUAUUUGACAGUGAAUAAAAUUGGGCUGGAGAGGGUUGAUGAAGUGAAGUUGAAUGAGUUGAACUGUGAGAAUCGCGAAGAUGAUUUGCAGAUGGGGAAGGAUGUGAGUUUAUGGGCAAAAGGUGAUUUGGAGAAGGUUGAGAAGGAGAAUAAAGAGAUGAAGAGUAUGUUGGAUGAAAUGAAAAUGAGAGUUUCUAGUGGUGAAGGGAAGCUUGCGAAUCCGAAGAAACAUCUUUCAGGCGAGAGCUUUCAAACUCGGGGAAGCAAUAACAAUAACAAUGACAGAAAGAAGAAUGAGAAAAAACAACCAAGCAAGUCUCAGAAUGUUGUAGUAGUGGGUGAUUUGGAAUCUGAAUUGGAAAAAGCCAUAAAAGCUGCUGCUACCGCCGCUGCUGCUUCUUCUUAG